Molecule: messenger RNA, 1859 nt
Organism: Magnolia sinica
Lineage: Eukaryota; Viridiplantae; Streptophyta; Magnoliopsida; Magnoliales; Magnoliaceae
Exons: 3
Coding region: 54-1574 (506 amino acids)
Biological process (GO): heterochromatin formation
Source: RefSeq, a predicted model, not a curated record
UUGCGGAAAGUGAACACGAGCUAAGUAGAUGCAGUUUUUCCCAACAAACUGACAUGGCAACGCAACAAGCAGUUGAGGCCAUACCUCCACGAACUGAGCAAUCUAACCAUUCGGUUUCACAACCUGUUCAGCUUGUGGUGCAGUUGCAGCCACCCCAAUUGGAAAAUCCCUUGAUCUGCCAUAAUCAACCCAUCAGACAUUCUGUUGUGGAAAGUGAGUGCGAGCUAAGCAGAUGCAGUUCUUCCCUACAAACUGACGUGGCAACGCAACAACCAGUUGUGGGCAUACCUCCACGAACCAAGCAAUCUAACCAUUCGGUUUCACAACCUUUUCAGCUUGUUGUGCAGUUGCAGCCACCCCAAUCGGAAGAUCACUCAAUCUGUCAUAAUCAACCUAUCAGACAUUCUGUUGUGGAAAGUGAGCACGAGCUAAGUAGAUGCAGUUCUUCCCAACAAACUGACAUGGCAAUGCAACAAGCCGUUGAGGCCAUACCUCCACAAACUGCACAAUCUAACCAUUCGGUUUCACAACAUGUUCCUCCGCCAUCAAUGUCUAUGCUAAUGGGCAUUCCUCCUGUGGCAUAUCCUGAAAGCACUGGAACAUCACCAUCAUUGACUAUUCAUCUGCCACAAACUUAUCCUGUGGCUUCCCGGCAAACUUCAGUGCUCCGCCCUAACCCCCUUCAAAAUGAGUUAGCGAAAUUGCGCAAAGAACAGGAGCACGUCAUCAAGACCCAUGAAGAUGAGAAAACACGACUAAUAUCAGAACGCGAGAGGGAGAUCGAAGAGGUGUGUAGGAAGUAUGGUGGCUUAAUCCAGAAUUCUGAGACCGCAUGUCUACGGCAACAGAAGGCUCUCGAGACAUGGAUUAGCAAGGUCAAUCUUAACCUGAUGUUGGCGGAGGCACUCAAGUUGAAAUUUGCAGAUGCCACCAAUCCAGGCUGCACACCACCAAGGCAAGGGACACCUACUGUCAGGCAGCAGUUUCCUAUACUGCCCUUGCCGCAAACUGCGCAGAGGCCUCCACGUGCCCUGGGCCCACCUGUACAGGUUGUUCAUCACCCCACCGACCUUUUCUCAGCCAACCCAGCUGCUCCCCGCUUCAGACCACCAAUGCCUCCCACCAUAAACCUCUCCAUUGGAACUGAACUGCGGGCUCCUGCCCCACAUCUCCAGUACUUCAGGUCCACCUCCAUCCUAUCACCCAAUCACUUUCCUCAGCCAAGUGGGAUCCCAAGUCAACCAUCCCCAAGUGUCCUGACCACAACAUCACCCCUGCCUCUGCCCCUUCGGUCCCUCCCUUCCCAUCCUUUGGGGACUUUUAGUGGGACCUGUUUGCCGAAUAGUUCCAUUGCAUUUCCAGCCUUCCACAAUCCCUCUCUAUCUGCGGUUGAGCCACGUGUGGACUUCAACAUCCACUCUGGAAUGAACCUGCCAAACCAACUGCGGAUGGCAGAAGCAGGCUCGGGAGUUGGCUCCUUGGUUCCACCCAUUACUACAACACCAGGCGGCAACGGUAUGGGCAAAGCAAUUCAUUCUGCAACUGAGGUUGUUUGCUUGUUGGAUGAUGACUGAUGGGAUCUGAAUUAGUGUCUUUGUAAAUAUCUUGUAAGUAUAUACUGAAAAUAUAGUUCACACCAUCGUUUGCAUUUCUGGUCGUUGCUUACCCAGGAAUUUUUCAUCGAUGGAUUUCUGUGAAGCUGGGUGCAUUUGUCCUACUGCAAAAAACCAAAAAGUGAAAAAUGAAGUUUUAGGCUAUACGUCUUUUACAGGAAUUCAAUGAAAAUUCUUUGGUUGUACUCCACUUUAAAAGUCGCAAUUGGUUAGCAAUCAAAGGAUAUAAUCAUGUGUUGUUGUUGU